CCGAGUCGAGUAGCCUGACGGUGGCGGCGGCAACGGCAGUGUCGUCUCGACCACGAUCACGACCACGACGACAGCGACGACCACGAUCACGGCGACCACGGCGACGACGACGACAGCAGCGGCGGCGGCGACAGCAGCACCCAACCGGCACCAUACCGGCGACGGCACGCAACGCGCGCGCACACGUACACUCGAACACACGCGCGCAUAGACGCAGCAGACAUCGGAGAGUCGAGACAGUGAAAAAUUAUUAUUAUUUUUUUUUUUUAAAUCUAAACGAGCCGCGUAAGCGUUUUCAUUUUACACACACACACACACACACACACACACACACACACAUAUUAUAUAUAUAUAUAUUCAUUUUUGUGAGUGUGCGUAUCUCUUCCACGGCACUACGACUAUAUAGAGUCCACGGCCGACACCACCGCGGUGGCAUAAUAAUUACACGCAUAGGCGUUCGCGCGCGUGCCACUCGUUUUCCAGUCGGCUCGGUCGGUCACAGUCAGUCAAUCAGUCAGUCAGUCAGUCAGUCCGCCGACCACUGCUCGCGUGCACGACCGCGGGCCACGGUGCAGUACCCCGACGUCGACCUGAAGCAACGGGCGGAUAACGAUAUCGGUCCGCGCGAAAAAUUCGAGAGCGGCGGCGUGAGCGGUGCAUCGUCGAAAGGUAUAGCGAUAUAUAGCGCAUAUAUAUAGAUCGCGUGCACCACUGCGGCCUGCAUUCUCGAUUGGUGCUAUGUGUACGACGAUACGCAUGGACUGCUUGGAUCGGGUCGGACGGUUAAGACGGCAGUGGCUGCAGCACGUGGUGUCUUCCGGAUCGAUAGUUACGGUGGUGAUAAAAAUGCGCCAGCACCAGCAACACCACCCGAUGCAUCAGUCGUUAUCGUGUUGCUGAUAAUAACAACGGAAAAAAUUGCUGUCGAAGAAACAAAACUCAGUGGUAGCCACCCACUAUCACUCUCAAUCAAUGAUUGAUCGUUAGUAGCAAAACAUACAAACAAACGAAACAGCAACAUUUUUGCGGCCGCUGCGAUAUUAUGCUAUAUACCUGCAGUCGGGUGCAGUGGCGACGGCGGCCUACUACGGUAGUGGCUGCUGUGUUGUUGGCGCUCGCGGUAUUAACACCACGGAUAUCGACAGCACAGAAGCUAUUACAAACACCAACGAAAGGCGGAUUAACUCCUUCAGCAUCAUCACCUUCCCAAAAUAAUAUCAAUUAUUUCGCUGUAAACGAAGCUAAUUCACCAUUGGCCAUUUUGGAUUUGCUUGAAGCUACUAUGCAAAUAUACCACAAUUAUCAACAUCAUUACAGUGGUAGUAAUAAAAGUGAUACUACUGGUUUUACAUUGGGAGUCCUACUCGUGGCUGUAUCAGAAGAUGAAUUUUCUAAUCCCGAUGUUUUCCCUCCCAACCGGUUAAGGCCAGCAUAUAGCAUGCAAGGUACGUUGAGACAGUUAAAAGUUCCUGACAUUAUUUACAAACGUGCAAUUCAAUUAUUACGAGGAGCGGACGAGUUAACUAUAGCUGCAGUAGUACGUCAAGAACGUGCUAACACUGGAUCUAUAGUAUCAUUUUCCCUCGACUCCAACAGAUAUUUGGAAUUAGAAUCAAGUGGACGUAAAGAUGAGGUGAGGCUGCACUAUGUUUCACAGAGUAGCCGUCGUGUUCAUACCGAAGUGUUUGCGUACUCCCUGGCUGAUGGCCAUUGGCAUGCUGUGGCCGUAACACUGAGCGGUACACAAGCACGUCUUUUCAUAGACUGCCGUCUAGUAUACACGCGCACUUUGGUCGCUGGACCAGCUGACACUAGUUUUCUAGGAUCGCCAGAUCUGUACGUAGGCCAACGCAACAGAGGAGUACAUUCAAUUUUCAAGGGACUUUUACAAGACGUCCGGUUAAUUAGAGGGGCAGACGGGCAACGUGUACAGUGCCCUAACCUGGACACAUCAUGUCCAACGUGCGGCCAAUUCAUCGCCAUGCAAAAAACGAUGGAAAACCUGAACAAAAUUGUGCAUUUGUUGAGUAACAAGCUCGAGGCAGCCGAAAUGAGAAUUGCUGAAUUAGAAACAUGUGAAUGUCGCAAACCAUGCGUACAGUUUGACGAACGAAGUAAUAACACAGUAAUGAAAGUUGAUGGGUCAGUGUGGCAACAUGAAUGCCAAACGUGUACAUGUUUGCGUGGUCAAGUAGAAUGUUCACCGGUUAGAUGUCCCUUAGUCGAUUGCAAGUUCCCAAUACGAAAAUCUGGUGAAUGUUGCGACACUUGUCAAAAAUCAUGCCGAGCUAAAGGUGAUAUAUUAUUUGAACACGGUGACACUAUAAAUUUGGAACCAUGCUUAACCUGCAUUUGUCUCAAUGGAGUUGUCAAGUGUGAUAGAGUAGACGCACAAACUCAAUGUCCAGUCUUGGAAUGUGACAUAUCUGAACAAUUUUCCGUACCCGAUCAGUGUUGCAAAUUUUGUCCAGGCGUCGAUUAUUGUGCACGAGGUGGACGUGACUUGUGUCAUCCGAACUCUACUUGUAUCAAUCUAAAAACCACACACAAGUGUGCGUGCGCUGUUGGGUACGCUGGCACCGGUUUACAGUGUGAUGAUGUGGACGAGUGCUCGAGCGUCGGCGGACCAAAUGGACACCACUGCGACGUCAACACUACUAUUUGCGUGAACACACCAGGGUCGUACGCAUGCAAGUGUAACACCGGGUACGCGCGUCUCAACAGGUUUGAAUGUGUGGACGUCGACGAGUGCAGCAGCGCAGAACCACCGUGUCACGUACACGCCGCUUGUGCCAACUCGCCGGGCAGUUACAGCUGCAAGUGCGCUGACGGUUACGAAGGAGACGGGUAUACUUGCAGACCUGUGUGCCACCAAAAGUGUUUGAACGGAGGUGUGUGCACACGGCCAGAUGUGUGCUCAUGCCCCAACGCGUUCGAGGGGCCUGCUUGCGAGCUGGACGUGGAUGAGUGUACCACAGGGGCGCAUGGAUGUCUGGGCCCCUCGUCUCGGUGCGUCAAUAUGGCUGGAUGGUAUUACUGUGCGUGUAGCCCGGGGUACCAGAACGUGAUCAUGUAUCCUGCUUCGGCCGACAUCGCCACCACAGCUUCUAGUGACUUGAACGCGAUGGAAUCGGCCUGGUCGCCUUCGUUGGGUACAAUGUGUCAAGAUAUCGACGAAUGCGCGACUAAUAACCAUACAUGUCAUCCGACGGCUACAUGCGUGAACACCGUAGGAUCGUAUGAAUGCAAAUGCCCUACGACCUAUGACAAUGCCGGCAACAUCUCUUCGAAAUGUAAAUCGAGUUGCUUGUAUAAGGACGGCAGUAACGCAGUGACAGAAGUAAAUGACGGCGCCUGGUUCUCAAAAGAAUGCACCAACUGCACGUGUACAAGUGGACGUUUACGUUGCGCACGAAUCGAGUGCGAUUGCACAAACAACGACCAUGUACAAUCGAUUUGUUGUGCUCAUUGUAACGCACAAGCGUCCUGCGUUCAUCAAGAAUUGACGAAUGUGAGGUUCCGUAGUGGCCAACAAUGGAUAUACCAGUGCCAGACAUGCGAGUGUUUAAUGGGCCAAGUGGAUUGUUGGCCGAUGCAGUGUCCACCGAUGCUGCCCGCGGGAGUGGGAAGUUGUAGGGACUCCACGGCAGCCACGUUUGCCGAAUACAACAACCCGGUAGCCGAUUGUUGCGCACCGAGAUGUGAUUCCAAAGCCGUUGCAUCAGGUUCAUCGGCAGCGACGACCACGACUGCAAUGGCCGCUGCUGAUCCGUGUCUACAGCAGCAGCUACAGCUACAGCCACUAGACGACUAUCGGCGAGCCGGUGGCGAAGUAAACGACGAAGACGACGACGACGACGACGACGGCGACGGCGACGGUGACAACAACCACAGUAAAAACAAUGACGACAACGACAACAGAAAUAACAGCAAUAACACUACGCCGUCUCCCUUAGGCCAACCGUGUUUUUACGGUGGACGCGCCUAUCAGUCGGGAGCCCGUUGGGAUGAUCCGGUGGAUAUGUGCACGUCGUGCGAUUGCAAGGUGCCGCCGUACUGCGCCCAAUCGGACGGAGUACUAUGUUGUUCUUACAACGUGCACCACUGCAAUAAUAGUGCUAUUGCCAGUGCAUCAAAUCAAUCAUCAACUACAGACGUCAACUAUAAUGUGUCUACUUAUCAGCCUCAUCAUAUUUCUAAAGAAAAUACCAGUAGUGAAUCUACCGAUACGAAAUUACGGCCAGAUGUUGUUAAACGGAGUCUUAGGCGUCGAAGACAAGCAAACAUGGUUAACAAUGAUGACAGUAACAUUAGGGAUACUGUCAAUAUUACUUCUGUUGAAUAUAGUAAUAAUAACAAUAAUAGUUUUAACAAAAAAGACUGGUGGUGGAGGAAAACAAGGCGACGAAAAAGAAGAAGGACUCAAAAUACGAGUAGCCGUCGGAACCAAAUUAAUAGUGUUAGUAGUGAAAAACAUUUUAACAGUAAUAAUAAGUUUAUCAAUAAUUUUGGCAUUAAUAGUAAAAAUGAAGACAAUAAUAUUAAUGAUAAUAACGAUAACCACCACGAUAGAAUUGUUGUAAAGACUGUUGUUGUUACUUGAAGUAGAUUUUAUUUAUUGUAUUUGAUGAGUGAUGACGAGUCGAGAGAAAAGAUAACUGCAAGCUAAACCGGCGGCAACAAUAUAACAUUUAAUUUAAAUAAUACAAUUUAAGUAUUUAUUAAUAGUAAAAAUCAAAGGUAACAUAUUAUAAGAUAGGUACCUAUAUAACAUAAUCUGUUGCCUACGUUCUUGAUUUUAAUUUAAAAAUCAGUUUUAUACUCGUUCAAAAUCGUUGCCACCGCCGUUUGCUAUUUCCGCUGUGAUAAUAUAUAAUACAAAUAAUUUUAAUGCUAUUAGUGUAAUAUGUAUACCAUAUACAAUUUACCAACAUAAUUAUUAUAUAUUACGUGUGUAUGUAUGUAUAUAUAAUAUACAUUAUAGACAAACAGCCCAUGUCUCCCCUCCUCUCCGCUAUCUAUUUGUUAUAUUUUGCAAUUUUAAAAAUGUACUAUUAUAAUAUUAUUAGAUAAGUUUUAUUAUUAUUAUCAUUAUUAUUAUUAUUAUUA
Molecule: messenger RNA, 5109 nt
Organism: Myzus persicae (green peach aphid)
Lineage: Eukaryota; Metazoa; Arthropoda; Insecta; Hemiptera; Aphididae
Product: protein kinase C-binding protein NELL1-like
Exons: 18
Coding region: 1043-4603 (1186 amino acids)
Molecular function (GO): calcium ion binding; protein binding
Source: RefSeq, a predicted model, not a curated record